This is a messenger RNA of Gadus chalcogrammus (walleye pollock), 9961 nucleotides long. Its product is annotated as pleckstrin homology domain-containing family A member 7-like. The coding region runs from base 1864 to 5832 and encodes 1322 amino acids. The transcript is spliced from 25 exons. Lineage: Eukaryota; Metazoa; Chordata; Actinopteri; Gadiformes; Gadidae. Gene Ontology annotation, molecular function: protein binding. The record is from RefSeq and is a predicted model, not a curated record.
CACACACACACACACACACACACACACACACACACACACACACACACACACACACACUUGUCAAUGUCUUUCAUCUCUUUUACAUAUGGAUCCCUCUCAGAUCCCGUUCCCAUACACACCCACUUCAAACAUAUUUCAUCUGCAGAAGUCCUUUAAAUAGACGUGACCUUUGAGGAGUAAAACACUCGGCUGCCGGGUUUGAAGCUGUCGGCCUCACAUGCGUCUGUUUCCAUACCCUCUAUGUUGCCAUGUGUCAUGUGAGAUGAAGACCAACGGGCCCCAUGCAAGCGUUCUGGCCCCGAGUUCUCAGCUGGCGUCACUGCAGAGGAGCAAAUACCAGACCCCUCAACAAUGUGGCAUUAUCACAAAUACAUCCUCGGUUCACAAAGUAAAAGUACAGUUGGGUUCCAUUUUUGUUUAUUACUAUUAUUAGGGGUCGUAAUAAUUGGGUACUAUUAGCAGGAUGGCUUGUAGAACCGUACAAAUGAGUUAGGGACUCAAAGGAUGGCCCAGAAUAGCCCAAAGGUGGCGCGAUACUCAGUGCUUGAAUGUCAACAACUUCAAAAGGCUGGGGGCUGAGACUGUCCAACACCGGCGGUUUAGACUGUCAAACAUGGGGGUUGAGACUGACUAACAUGGGGGUUGAGACUGACUAACACAGUGGUUGAAACUGUCCCACAUGCGGGUUGCGACUGUUCCACAUAGAGGGUUGUGACUUUCCAACAUGGGGUUGAGACUAACAAUCACAGGGGGUGGAGACUGUCUAAAACGGGGGGUUUACCAAUAGAAGCCAGGAUGUUGCAUGCAGCCUUUGUUGGCCUCCCACCCCUAGGAGUUUGUGGUGGUGAACUUUGUUGUACCCAUAUGUGGGUUGGACUGUCUUUGAUAUAUGUUUUAGUCUACCUCCUAUUGCUAGUUAUUGUAUUUAUUAUGUAAUUGAAUAUGUGAGACUGGAAACUGUGAACAAAAUUGCCCAUUUUGGGAUAAAUAAAGCUUUUCUAAUCUAAUCUAAUCUAAUCCUACCAAGAUCAGCCAUGGAGAGGAGUACAUUCUGGUCUUCACUGACUACUCUACAGUCGGUUUGGAUCAGUGGCAGUUCACCUUGUAGGUCUUUCAGGACAUGGGGCUUUGAUGUACCUGCUGUCUGGCAUGUUUUUCAUUCAAAGGGGGCUAGUCACAGAUGGCCUGUUGUCAGCACACUAGUGAGCUCUACAUGAAAAAUAGAAGAUUCAUCAAAUCUUUUACAAUUGUUCAAUGUAUAGGAAACUGUAUCGAACACGAAUGGUGUUGUUUUCUUGCACGGAUAGAAGAAUAAAAACAAAAAUUACCCGUUAACCCUGUUUGGGAAGUGACACAUUAUUAGCCAAGUGGCUGGCAUGAGCCUCUUGUCAAAGUAGCACAUUAUAGUAAGCUAGAUUGAUGUUGAAUUAGCAUAGCAAUAAAUAGGGUCUCUGAUGAAAACGGGUUUCUGUGGUAACAGGCAAAUUAGGCCAUUGUCACCAAAUGUAACGGACAGUGAAUGAAACAACUUCUCUGGGUUUGAACCUUGUUGUUAACAAUUUGGAUACUGUAGUCCUGUUUAGAUAUUUCAAUGCAGAAAUGUUUUAUACUAUACCUCGCCACACAAGUAGACCUCAAUAUAGAGGCCGCCGCUCCAGUUAAGAUGCUUUGAUCUGAAGCCCCUUGGAGACCUCUUAAGAUAAUAAUUUGGCCAAUCGGAUGUGGCGCUGGAGGCGAGAGGCCCUGACGCUCAAUAUAGCUCUAGAGAGGGAAAGUUUUCCCUUUUUGCAUUCUGGGUUCAAGGGCUAACAAGAGGAGAAACACCAGGCUGGUGGACAGAGGUCAUGAAACCCCCCAGUUCUUAUGAUGGGAGCAAGUGGACUGCGUAUCCAUAAUCAGCGGAUAACCACGUUCCGACAUCCAGUGACGGGAAGAGUGGCAACAGAUAACCUGGACUUCAUCCUCCAGCAACAGCCGCAGGGAGUCCUCACCAUGUCCCUCCCCCCAGCAGGGAAGCCCGGCCGGCCGUCCAGCACCACAGUGAGUGAGUCCUCCACCACCUUCACCUCCUCCACCGUGGACACCAACUCCGCAGCCAAGGGCUCACGGUCCAGUGGGAAGAUCCACGGCUUUGGGAAGAGACAGCAGUCCCUGAAGAGGAACCCCAAUGUCCCCGUGGCGGUCCGGGGAUGGCUCUACAAGCAGGACAGUACAGGGAUGCGUCUUUGGAAGAGAAAGUGGUUUGUCUUGGCUGACUACUGUCUUUUCUACUACAAAGACAGCCGAGAGGAGUCUGUGCUGGGCAGUAUUCCGUUGCCAAGUUAUGUCAUCAGUCACAUUGGACCAGAGGACCACAUCAGCCGCAAGUUUGCCUUUAAGGCCGGCCACACAGGCAUGCGUGCAUAUGCUCAAAAGCCCAGGUCUGUGAUUGGCUCACAGGCAGAGCACGGGGGCAUGCGGACAUACUACUUCAGCGCCGACACGCAGGAGGACCAGAGCGGCUGGCUGCGGGCCAUGAACCAGGCAGCGCAGAUGAAGAACCAGGCAGUGGUCAGGUCCAAAGAGAUCCUCCUCUCCCUGGACCCCCAGCAGGCCGUCCCCCUGACCAACCACGGCCGCCCCCACCCCUCUGAGACCUCAGACCACCAGGAGACCCACCUGGAGCCCCUCCGCCCGGGGCCAUCGGACCACGCCGGGACCCUACUCCGAGACCCCGCCCCCGUCCCCAUGGAGAUGGACACUCACUCCUCCCUCGUGUCCAAUCCCGCCGCCUCCUCCUCCUCCCACUUCUCCCCCCUGACAGACGCUGGCCCCCCGUCGGCCCCGGGCUCAAGGGCCCCGUCACGGGCCACCUCCGCGCUCCCCGAGCCCUGCACCUACAACGGGCUGAGCGCCUGCACCACGCCCAGCCCCAUCCUGGAGCCCAACGGCAUCGGGGCAGGGACCUACCAGAGGAACCCAGAGCCGCCCGGCCCAGAGCCCCCCCACAGGGAGCCUCCCCACAGGGAGCCCUACCGGGGGGACGGCAGGAGCAGCACCCUGGAGCAGGUCGAACAGUGGGUCCAAGUGCAGAGGGCAGAGGUCAAAGGACCCCCGUCACGGGAGAACACCCUGCCCCGCCGCUCCCCCGCCACCCUGCCCCACUCCUCCUCCUCCAGGGAGGUGCGCUACCAGACCCUGCCUCGGACCCCCGGCCCCAGCCCCCCUCCCGCCACCCGCACCGGGGAGUACAAGUACGCCCAGGACCGCCUCAGCCACUUCCAGCUGGCCCCGGAGCCAGCCGGGCCUGGGGGGGGCGGGGGGCCCGUGUACCAGCUUUACGAGUGGCAGCAGCGGCACCAGUACCGCCACGGCAGCCCCACCGCGCCCCUUUACACGCCCGCGCCCGACUACCCCUAUGGCCCCCGGCCCCCCUCCGCCGGGCCCUCCGCCUCCUCCGCCCCCCGGCCUUCGGACGGCCACCCGCGCUGCAUCUCAGUGCCCCCCUCCCCCGCCGACCUGCCCCCCCCCGGGGUCGGCAGGACCGCCUCCCCCCUGCGGAGGCCUCACACGCCUGCCGAGCGGGUGACGGUCCGGCCCGUCAGGUCAGAGGUCGACGGCCCCUUCGCCGCCUCCCCUCGCCGGGCCAAGUCCCAGAUGUUCAAGGCGGCCACCAUGGAGCGGCGGGCGGGGCCGGCGUCAGGCUACAUCUCCCACACCGUCAGCGCUCCCAGUCUCCAUGGCAAGACGACUGACGACGCCUACAUGCAGCUGAAGAAGGAUCUGGAGUAUCUGGACCUGAAGGUGGUUGGAAGCCAGUUUCUGAAGGAGGUUGGGAAACCAGUGAAGGUUGCAGAAAGUGACGUUGAUGUGAAAUUGAGUCGAUUGUGUGAGCAGGACAAGACGUUGAAGGACCUUGAGAGCAGAAUCAGCACCCUAAAGGAUGACAAGGACCAGUUGGAGCGCGUGCUGGACAUUUCCCGCCAGCAGAUGGAGCAGUACCAGGAGCAGCCCGGCCACGCCCACAAGAUCGCCUACCAGCAGCGCCUGCUGCAGGAAGACCUGGUCACCAUCAGGGCCAGCAUCUCCCGCCUCUCCACGGAGAUGUCUGGGGCCUGGCAGGAGUACGUGAGUCUGGAGAGUUCGGUGGAGCAGCUGAGGAAGGCCAUGCAGGCGCACAUGAACCACAGCUCCACCCCCCAGCAGGAGAAGACGGAGCUGAAGCGUGAACUGUGGAGGAUCGAGGAUGUGAUGGCCGGACUGAGCAGCAGUAAGACCAACUACAGGAUCACCAUCCAGUCGGUCCAGAACCCAGAGAGGAAGCUGGUGCCCUCCCUGUCUGAAGGAGUGUUGACCCAGCCUCCCUCCUGCUACUCCCCCCCGGGCCUUCUCUCUCUCCCCCACGGCGCUGCAGAGCACUGGUGCGGCCCCCCCCAGGUGGAGGACGGCGCCCCCCCCCGGCCCCCCCUGCCUAGCCUCUACGACUACGAGGACACCCCCCCCGCGGUGCCCCCCCUCCCCAGGGAGGCGGCGGCGGUGGUCCGCCACACCUCGGUCCGCGGGCUGAAGAGGCAGUCGGACGAGAGGAAGCGGGACCGGGAGAGCGGGCAGUACCCCCUCAACGGGGACUGUAAGGUUGAACUGCGGUCGUAUUUGAGUGAACCAGAUCUCCCAGUGAUGGACCACAGCAGCGCUGGGUCGGACCCGGACACCCCCUCCUUCUCCGACAAGGGUCUGUUUUCCUCUGGGCUGAACCAGUCCACCUCCAUCUCCUCUUACGUCACUCUGAGGAGAGGACCUGGAGGAAGCCAGGCAGCCAGGGAGAGGCCCCAGAGUGCCUUGGACCAGAUGUAUGCAGUGUCACACGGCGCCCCCGCCCCCCCCUGCCAAACCCGGGGCCGCAUGAGCGCUGAGGAGCAGCUGGAGCGCAUGAAGCGCCACCAGAGGGCGCUGGUCCGCGACCGCCAGAGGAACCUCAGCCAGGGGGAGCGGCCGUGCUCCUCCGGCAGCCCCCCCCAGCGCUGCUCUUCCAGGACGCCCUGGAACCAGGGCCAAGAGCCAUCCCCUUCCACUCCUCCAUGGGAGCCCAUGCAUCAGUCAGGGGGUCCGCCCUGUGAACCGGGCCCCCGGCGCCGCCUGGAUACCGCUCCCCUCCAGGGGUUCGACCCCCGAGAGGAGCGGCCAGGGGCCGAGGGCCAGAGCGACGAGGGCCCGGGGACGGAGAGAGGCAGCGGCCAAUCGGAGGGCUGGAUGUAUCCUUCCUGCGUCGCGAGAGAGAUGGACCUGGAGCCUGUGGACUACGACCUGGACCUCAGUCGAGAGCUCUCCAGACCCCCUAAGGUCCCCAUCCCAGAACGCUACGUGGAGUCGGACCCGGACGAACCCCAGAGUCGAGAGGAGCUGGAGAAGCGCUCCCAACGGGCCCAGCGCAUCAGGACCCUGCUGGCCAAGUCCAGUGUCCACAGCCUGCAACCGGCCCUCGGCCCCUCGCUGGACUUCACCCCGCUGGACUUCAGCGAGCUGGACUCGGUGCUGCAGCAGCAGGAGAGGAUCAUGAGCGUCUCCCAAGCUCUGGCCUCUGAGGCCUCACGCAAGAGCAAGCUGGUUGCAGAGGGACGGACGGACAGACUGCUGGUAGGUACACCUUCCUGGGAUUCUUGGUGUUUUGGUUUUAUGUCCGGGCUGUUUGGGUUUCUUCAGGGAAUGGGCACAGACCCAGAGCAUGAGAGAUGUGAACUUGUGGUGUGUAAUGUGAUCACGAUGUGUACCUAUCGAAAACUAAACGUCCCCUGGGCUCCUCCGCCGUCAGUGGGAGGAGCUCAUCAGAUUUUUUGCUGGAGGCAGGAAUCAUAAUCAUGUACUGGUGGUGAUGUAAUCCAUUCGACAAAAUAGUUUCACUCUGUUUGCUUUGGCUUGGUUUUACAAAAGGUGUUUUCCACUUUUCUCUUGGUUCAGAAGACUUUUUAAGACUUUUAAUAAAGAGUUUAAGAAAGAGAAGAAGGGAAGAUCAAUGACUGGACAUCCCUUAGAUCGCUGCUCUGGGAUUGUACUGCUGGGUCCUCUGUUGCUCUGAGAGAGAUGGAUGGCUGCUUUAAGGAGGAGCUCCAAUAGUCUCCAUAGAAUAAACACAUUCAUAGCUGUGUUUACUAAAUAACAAACAAGUUUCAGCAAAUUACACAAUUACACUUAUCAUCGUUAACAUUAACACAUAAAUUGAGUAAUAAAUCAUUGUACAAAAUAUUUUCAUUGAGUCUUUAUGAUCUUAGAUUUUUCUGUUGUGUUUUUCUAUUCUUUAUUUGGAUUCUCCUCAUUGCGUAGCUCUGGUCAUGAUCACCUCCUCCACCUUUAUAUUUGGAUUCUCCUCAUGGCGUAGCUCUGGUCAUGAUCACCCCCUCCACCUUUAUAUUUACAUGUUUCCAGUGGGUCUCCCUUUGACUUGAUGUUGACAUGUUCUUGUCUUUCAGCGAGAGCAACGGCAGACAACUGAAGGCUGAUUAUGUCAGGAGUGGUCAGCCUCAGGGGCCGUGCACGUGGGAGGCCCGUGCACGUGGGAGUGCAAAUGACGGAUGAACUAAUCAUUAGUUAAUCAUGAUUACUGAUAUAACACAUUUAAAAUAUAGACCAAGAUGCUAAUUCCUCUUCCUCUGCUCUUCAGCCUUUAAAUAGUAGCUAUUUGUAUCUUUAAGUUUAAAAAGUUACCUUGUUCUUAUUUUGUACUCUUUUGCACUCAUGAUAAUAGUGCCUUAUGCUAUGAGUGAAAAGUUUUACGCCAAAUCAAUGUUUCACAAUCUAGACUUUUAUAACUCAAUAACAAACUGAAAUAGUGGUUAUUUUUCUGAUCAAAUGAUUAAUGUAUUGGAUCAAUAUUCUUAUGUCAAUGUUGAGGUGUGUUGUGAUCACUGCCAAGCCAAAUGUCACUGAGCUUUACUUAAGGCUUUGCUCUAACGCAGACACACGUUAAAAAGGAAAGCCAAAGGUUUAUAAAAGGAAGGGUUGUUUCAUUAAAAAUGUGGUUUUAUUCUAAGAUCAUUUUGUACAUUUUGUCGAUGUCGGUUGUCUGCAGUAAUGAAUGGUUGUCUUGGCUCAUGCUGUUAUCAAGGCUUUACAUCUAGAAAACGUUCAAUACCUUGUUAUGAAUAAGUUAUUUCCUCAGGACACAUUAUUCAUUGAUUCAUUCUACAAUAUUGGAUACAUACAGUGUUAGAUACUCAUGGUCUGUUCUAACUUAUUGAUUCUUAUCCAUCCUCUCUAAGAAGAGCUCAAGCCUUCUCCAUGUACUGAUUUUAGAUUGUUUAAUGCCUGCUUUCCGAACCCAGGGUAUUGUGAUCAUUUGUUUUAAAGACUUAUUCAGACAAGCAGCAGAUGAUAGGACUGCUCUGGAAAAUGACAUCCUGGUGGGAUCAAUUCAAUUCUUUGCUGAUUGUAUUGAAUUUGAACCUCAUCUAAAAGACCUGAUUAGAUAUUGUCAUGACGCAGGUGUGCGACCAAAUGGGAACAUGCACAUAAGGCUUGGAUAGCCGCAGUAUGUGCAGUAACUCACAGCCACUAGCCAGAACCUCUUCCCCCAAAACACUGCUUACUAAAGUCAAAAAUACUGCUUGAGUGACAGCAUCUCACCACGACUGGUGUCUUUAGACAGAGCCCACUUCGCUGUGGCUGUAUUCUCAGUUAUCAGCCCACACAAACACAGGAAGGGCCUUAAUGGCCCCCCCCACCCAGGGCUCUGGUGGGUUCCGUUGAGCCAGCAGACCUGAUGCAGGAGCACCUGGAGAACAGUCUGAAGUGAACAACGCUGAACACACCUUAUCUGAUAACAGCAGAUUGCUGCUACCGCCGUUUAUUGACCUCUCUCCAGUUUCUAGACAUAUUCAAGUGUAUCUAAUGCUUAGUGCCCAUUACACAUGAUGCCACCCAUACAAAAAAAACAUUGAAAUAAUCUAAAAGUUGGCAGUUCAAUUCUGACACGGUGACACACUGAGCAGUGGAGAAGAGUGUCCGACGUUAACGACAGGUUGACGUUUCCUCAGAACCGGCUGCUUUACAGGCUGAAGGCUUUGAAACGAGUAACCCGUCAAAUAAGAUACUACUCAAUAAGAAAACAACAAUACACCAAUGUUCAGAAGCCUCCUGGGCCAGGGAGCCCGGUCCUAUGUGGACUUGACAAAGGCCAUUUUGUAGCUCCGACUCUUCUUGUCAUCCUCAUCCUCGUCGUCCUCGUCCUUGUCGUCCUCGUCUUCGUCGUCCUCGGACUGUGAUGGCUCUGAGGGGGGGCUCUCUGGCUCAGGGAGUGAGGCGGUCCCCGGGGGCCCUGCUGGCCCCUCUACGGCGCCCCCUGCGGGGGGCCCUGCUGGCCCCUCCACGGCGCCCCCUGCGGGGGACCCCGCUGGCCCCUCUACGUUGCCCCCUGCAGGGGUUCUGGGCUCGUCUGCUUUGGUCUGGUUCUCUGCCGCUUCGGACGGGAAAGACUCCGCCUGCCAGGUGACAGGGUGGGGGGGUGAGUGCAGGUGUUAGGGCCGCUAUGGGUCUACUUGUAGAUCAUAAUUCAUAUGCAACGCUAUCUGCAUAUGCCUUUAGAUCCCUCGUUAUUUAAGGGGAGGGGGGAAACAAAGGUGUUAUUUAGAACCCCGUUACAAUUCUAGCCUUACAUCAGCUGCAUCUGGGCAUUUCAAACUGCACUAAGAUUAUGCCAACCAACCCUGAUGAAAGGGGAAAACACUGGUUAUUGCCCUUCCACAGAAGCAAGGCAUUAGGAGUUUCACACCUUAUUUAUAUUUGCUAUUCGUGAACUGCACGGGUCUGCUCAAGUCAACAACUGAAAUGUUUUGCCAUCACACGCAACUUUUUAAAACUUUUUAAAGCUCUGAAAGCAGAGUAUGUGAACUGCCCAUGUACAGCGAUGGGAGGAUGAACUGAAUGUCAGGGUGAACCGGGGGUCAGGAGGUUAGACCCAGCCUCUUCACCUCACUGAAGCCCCGCCCAUAUUCCUCACCUAGCUGAAGCCCCGCCCACAGAGUCCUCACCUGGCUGAAGCCCCGCCCACAGAGUCCUCACCUGGCUGAAGCCCCGCCCACAGAGUCCUCACCGUGCUGAAGCCCACCGAGGCCUCACCUGGCUGAAGCCCCGCCCCCAGAGGCCUCACCUGGAUGAAGCCCCGCCCACAGAGGCCUCACCUCGCUGAAGCCCCGCCCACAGAGGCCUCACCUCGCUGAAGCCCAGCCCACAGAGGCCAAACCUCGCUGAAGCCCCGCCCACAGAGGCCUCACCUCGCUGAAGCCCAGCCCACAGAGGCCUCACCUUGUUGAAGCCCCGCCCACAGAGGCCUCACCUCGCUGAAGCCCAGCCCACAGUGCCUGCGGUUGCGUCCAGACAGCUUCCCGUCCAUCCCCUGGUGGUACUGCUCCUCCAGCUCCCCUCGGAUCUUCUGGUCCUCCGUCCCUGAGAGAGGACACCGGUCAGAGGGUCAUUAGAACAAAACCACUACAUAUAGAAACCAUUGAGUAGCCCAGCCCCCCUGGAGUACAGAUGAGUCUUGAGGGUCUCACCGCUGCGGAAGUGGGACGUGGACUUGUGGUCCCCGAUGACCAGGCGUCCGGUGGGCUCCUUCUGUUGGACAGACAGACGGCUCAGCGUUAAGAAAGACGGACAGACAGACAGAUGGCUCAGUGUUAGGACGGACAGACGCUCAGCGUUGGGACAGACGGCUCAGUGUAAGGACAGACAGAUGGCUCUCUCUCUCUCUCUAUAUAUAUAUUUUUUUAUAUAAAUAAAUGUAGGAUUACGCUUGUUAUUUAGAAGGGUCACUGUGGUCAGUCUUUCAUGUGUCCAUUGUCAUUUUUUGUUGUCAUUUGUGUUUGCUAGAUAAGCACACUGACCAUAAGCAGCUGCUGUUGGUUCCCAGUGGCCAGGGCCGUCCUGGAGACGGUGUGUAAACCCCAGCUGGCACCCUUUGCUCAGCCCUUUCUAAUUGUUAAGCGUUCGCAUA